CGCCGUGUUGUUAAUUCUCUACGCUUGACAGCUGCUUUCAUUGUUAGAGCACACAAAACGAACUGUUUCUGCAUUGUUCAGGUGAAAAACUCACCUUAUGGCAGCACUGAAAUACGCAGGUAUGGACGAUACAGACAGUGACGAUGAGUUACCUCCUGGAUGGGAGGAGAGGUCUACGAAAGAUGGAUGGGUCUAUUAUGCAAACCAUGAUGAGAUGAAGACACAGUGGGAGCACCCUAAGACAGGAAAGAAAAAACGUUGUGCUGGAGAUUUGCCAUAUGGUUGGGAGCAAGAAACUGAUGAAAAAGGGCAGAUAAUUUAUGUCGAUCACAUCAAUAAGCGAACCACAUAUUUUGACCCACGCCAAGCAUUUACAGUAGAGGAUGUGGUGGUGAAGCCGAAAAGAUAUGAUGGAAAUACUUCUGCUCUAGAGAUCCUGCAGGGUCGCGACCUUUCUGACAAGGUAGUCCUCAUUACAGGGGGCAACUCCGGCAUCGGCCUUGAGACAGCCAAGUCGUUUGCUCUUCAUGGUGCCCAUGUGAUCCUGGCGUGUCGAAACCUGUCCCGGGCCAGCAAGGCAGUGAAUCUGAUACAGCAGGAGUGGCACAAAGCAAGAGUAGAAACCAUGAUGUGUGACCUGGCCUCUCUCCGCAGCGUCAGGGAGUUUGCUGAGUCUUUCAAGGCCAAGAAGCUGCCUGUGCACAUAUUGGUGUGUAAUGCAGGGGUUUGCACUCAACCAUGGAGCUUGACGGAGGAUGGUCUGGAGUCCACCUUCCAGAUCUGCCAUCUGGGUCACUUCCUGCUGGUCCAGUGCUUACAGGACGUACUGCGUCGCUCAGCCCCUGCCCGUGUUGUGGUGGUGUCUUCAGAGUCCCACAGGUUCACAGACCUGUUAGACUCGUGUGGUAAGGUGGAUUUGGCCCUGUUGUCUCCACCAAGGAAGGAGUACUGGUCCAUGCUGGCUUACAAUCGGGCCAAACUCUGUAACAUUCUCUUCAGCAAUGAGCUCCAUCGCCGUCUCUCACCUCAUGGCAUCACCUCCAACACGGUGCAUCCUGGGAACAUGAUGUAUACCUCCAUUCACCGGAGCUGGUGGCUGAUGUCCUUUCUCUUCAUGCUGGCCAGACCUUUCACCAAGUCUAUGCAACAAGGUGCAGCCACCACGGUGUACUGUGCCAUAGCUCCAGAGCUGGAGGGGUUAGGCGGCAUGUACUUCAACAACUGCUUCCGCUGCCUUCCGUCCAUCCAGGCCCAGGACCAGAGCAGCGCUGCCAGGCUGUGGGAGCUGAGCGAGCGCCUGGUUGCAGAGAGGCCCGCAGGCAUACAGGCCCUCUGAUGGACGGAG
Messenger RNA from Scomber scombrus (Atlantic mackerel), 1345 nucleotides. It is a transcript of the gene wwox, whose product is annotated as WW domain containing oxidoreductase. Gene Ontology annotation, molecular function: protein binding. The record is from RefSeq and is a predicted model, not a curated record. The coding region runs from base 98 to 1336 and encodes 412 amino acids. The transcript is spliced from 9 exons. NCBI's taxonomy places the organism in Eukaryota, Metazoa, Chordata, Actinopteri, Scombriformes, Scombridae.